Molecule: messenger RNA, 1248 nt
Organism: Debaryomyces hansenii CBS767
Lineage: Eukaryota; Fungi; Ascomycota; Pichiomycetes; Serinales; Debaryomycetaceae
Product: tRNA-5-taurinomethyluridine 2-sulfurtransferase
Exons: 1
Coding region: 1-1248 (415 amino acids)
Biological process (GO): tRNA wobble position uridine thiolation
Cellular component (GO): mitochondrion
Molecular function (GO): sulfurtransferase activity
Source: RefSeq, a predicted model, not a curated record
AUGUCUGCUCUUCGAGGUAUAACCAGGUCAUCAUUCAAUAACUUGAAGGUACGGACAAGGUAUUUGCAUAACAGCAGUCUUCUGAAACUUAUGACAAAUGAAGUAUCUACCAAUUAUAUGCAACCAGAACCAAAUGCUAAUGAUGAGAUUAUAGUGGCUAUGAGUUCGGGAGUUGAUUCAUCAGUAUGUGCCGCAUUAUAUGCUGAGAAAUAUAAGAACGUAAGAGGAAUAUAUAUGGCUAAUUGGUCACAAACUGCUAAAUGUACAGAAUCGGAUUGGAAUGAUGUGAAAAAAAUUUGUAAUGAUUUGAAUAUUCCUUGUGAAAGGGUAAACUUUGAAAAAGAAUAUUGGAAUGAGGUUUUUCAACCGAUGGUUCAAAUGUAUGAAAAGGGUCUUACUCCAAACCCGGACGUUGGGUGUAAUAAAUACGUCAAAUUUGGGAAAAUGAUUGAGCAUCUCACCAAGAAAUUUCUGAAUAACCAAAAGUGGUGGCUUGUGACGGGUCAUUAUGCAAGGAUAAUGAAGUGUCAAACGAGUAAUGAAUAUAAUUUAUUGAGAGGAUAUUAUAAGUCGAAAGAUCAAUCGUAUUAUUUAGCUAAUAUUCCAAAGAGGGUUUUACUGCAGGUCUUGAUGCCAAUAGGCCAUUUAACUAAACCUAAUGUUAGAGAAUUAGCCAAAGGGUAUAAUCUUCAUACGGCGAAGAAACCCGAUUCUCAAGGCCUUUGCUUUGUUUCUCAGGAUGAGAAUAACUUUAGAAAUUUUCUUAAUGAAUAUAUUGCACCAAACCCCGGUAACAUUAUAACGGAAGAUGGAAAGAUAUGGGGCCAACAUCAAGGGUUAUGGCACGCAACUAUAGGCCAGAAACUGGGUAUAUCAAUGCCUCAGGGGGAUCCAAGAUAUAAGGGAAUUUGGUUUAUUAGCGAGAAACGGUAUGAUACAAAUGAAUUGGUUAUUGUAAAGGGUAACAAUAAUGACCGUUUAUUUAAGAAAGGACUCAAAGUAAAGGAGUGGAGUUGGCUUAUGGACGACAUUAGUGCUAUUUCUGAGAAGUGUGAAGAGGGAAAUUUGAGUGUUCAAUAUAGGUCAUUACAAGAACCUGAAAUAAUUAAUUCGAUUAAAAUACUGCAAAGUGAUGUAGAUAUAGAAUUAGUCAAGAAGGCAAGAGCAAUGGCACCGGGACAAAAUAUAGUGUUGUACGAGGGAAAUAGAGUUUUAGGAUCUGGAAUUUUAGAAGAAACAUACUUAUAG